AUUCAAAACCGUUUUUCUACAUGUUAGCACCAUAAUAUAGUGUCCUAAUAUCAGUCGCCAUGUCCGAAACCCCCGGGGGAGACCCCCUCCUCAGCGAACUCUGCACAAUUUGCCACAUUAACCCUCCAAAAUAUCGCUGCCCCCGAUGCUCAACCCGAACAUGCUCCCUUCCCUGCUCUCGCCGCCACAAGACCUGGUCCCAAUGCUCCGGUGUCCGCGAUCCAGCCGCCUACCUCCGCCGCAACGAGCUCGCGACUCCCUCCGCAUUCGAUCGCGAUUUCAACUUCAUCACGGGAAUUGAGCGGAGCAUGGAACGUGCGGAUAGAGAUGCAGAAAAUCGUGGGGUUACUGUCGACCACCAAGCAGAGGGGGGAGAGGUGCAGGGAGAUGGGAGUCGGAAGAGGAAGAGGCCGAACGAGGUAUUGGUUAAAGGGGAGGCUGGAUUUUUGCGUGGGGCGCAGAGUAGCGAGGUCAAUGUUAUCAGGGCACCCAAGGGGAUGACGAGGAAUAAGUUGAAUACCUCGAGGUGGCAUCCAAAACACAAAUGCUUAAUCUGGACGAUGGAAUGGAUUGCCCCUGAUGGUGAAAAGAAGAUUCGAACCUGCUUGGAGUCGUGUCGUGUCGCGGAGGCUUAUGAUAGAUUUUAUCCUCUUCCGAAAGAGGAGCGCAACAAGGACCAAGUUCAGGAUCAGGGUCAGCCACCGGAGCAGGAGCAGGUGCAAGAGCAGGAGCAGGUGCAAGAGCAGGAGCAGCAGGAGCAGGUGCAAGAGCAGGAGCAGGUGCAAGAGCAGGAGCAGGUGCAAGAGCAGGAGCAGGCGCAAGAGCAGGAGCAGGCGCAAGAGCAGGAGCAGGCGCAAGAGCAGGAGCAAAAGCAGGACGACAACCAGCAACCGCAAACCGAAUCAGAACCACGGCCAACAACAGAGACGAAUUUCCAACCCGCCGAACAGGAGCAGCCAGUUCAACCAAAGCAAGACGAAACGCAGCCAGAACAAAGCAAGACAUAUCCUGAACCCUCGGAUCCCUUCCCGUCAGACUCACAAGAAAGCGAAAUAAUCCCUCACCGGGAUGUUUACUUCUACCUUCACCGUCCACGAACUGCCACCAAACAGCCCGUCCUGAUCCCCCUACCUCCAGUCGCAACCUUUAUCUCGGCUUUACACAAGCGGACAGUCCUCGAAUUUCCCACCAUCUACGUGCUACCGGAUUCACCAGACGCAUUGCGUGCGACAAACAAGGAGAACGCAUUGUUCCGUUUGGAAGAAGAGUACAUACAAACUGAAAAACCGGGGGAGGACGGAGAAUUUGGUGGUCUGGACGGAGAGGGCGCACAAGGAAUCGAUGAUUCAAUGCCCUCGGUUGAUCUGGCACAGGUGGAUGAAAAGAAAGUCCUCGAGGUCCUGAAACAGGACCUAUUCGAACCUGACCCAGCUGCAGAGCCAUAAGUUACCGCGCCUUCUAAAUCUUAUAGAAAUGACCUCAAGAUGCGCGGAUUUAGUCUAUGAUAGCCCUAAUCUCUUCCUAGAACCCAACUGGACCAUGCAUCCUACUUUGCUUCAUCGCAGUCUACCUAUAUCACUGUACCGCCGGGUCCGUUCUUGCCUAUUAUGACCUAUUCGGUCUGCUCUUUCCAAAACAGGCAUACAGCUGCACCUUCCUAUUCCAUCCAUGUCAUAACCUUCCCAGCGUCCGCCUUUCUCUUUUCAGAUCCGUAUUCGCACCCAUCUUUCCUAGCUCUCA
Aspergillus glaucus CBS 516.65 is the source of this 1740-nucleotide messenger RNA. RefSeq lists its product as uncharacterized. Gene Ontology annotation, biological process: maturation of LSU-rRNA from tricistronic rRNA transcript (SSU-rRNA, 5.8S rRNA, LSU-rRNA); snoRNA localization; box C/D snoRNP assembly. NCBI's taxonomy places the organism in Eukaryota, Fungi, Ascomycota, Eurotiomycetes, Eurotiales, Aspergillaceae. Bases 60 to 1445 code for a protein of 461 amino acids. The transcript is spliced from 4 exons. The record is from RefSeq and is a predicted model, not a curated record. Gene Ontology annotation, cellular component: nucleus; pre-snoRNP complex.